AUGACAUCGAGUUCUAUUCAACAAUAGAAGGAAUUGAAAAUUUUCAACAAUUAGUUUGCUGUCCUAAAGAAAUUAAGUUCUGGAUCGUUUGGAGUUGUGUUUUAAGGAGAAGACAAAAAAACAGGUGAAUAAAUUGCAUUGAAGAUUGAGAAGGAAGAGAGUGAUGAAGCUAAGUCUUUAGAUAGAGAAGUAUAUAAAUUUUAGAAUCCAUAGCUUAGUCAUAAAUAUUAUAGCGGUUGUAAGGUAUAAAAGGAGUUCCAAAAUUGCAUUGGUCUGGUUCAGAGGGACCUUAUAAUAUUAUGGUCAUUUAAUUGUUGGGAAGAGAUUUGGCGUAUUACGCAAAGCAUCUAAAACGAUUUCAAUUGAAAACAUUAAUAAUGUUAGCUGAGCAGAUGAUAACAAUCUUGGAGUAAUGUCAUUCAAGGUAUGAUUAUCAAAAAUACUCAUAGAUCAAUUAUUCAUAGAGAUAUGAAACCAGAGAAUGUACUCGUAGGGCGUGAUCAUAAUGAAAUAUUUCUAGUUGAUUUUGGAAUUUCUAAAGUUUUUAAGGAUGCUAAUGGAAAUCAUGUGUAUAUAAUAAAAUUGAAAUUAUGAUAGACCCUUCAGGGAUGGAAAACCCUUUAUAGGAACAACGCGAUAUGCUUCGAUUGGUGCUCAUAAGGGUUUUGAAUUAGGAAGGGGAGAUGAUUUAGAAUCUUUGGGAUAUAUGCUGGUAUUUUUAUAUAAAGGUUCGUUACCUUGGUAAAAUUUAUAAAAUGUAAGUGAUAAAGAGAAAACUAAAGUAGUUGGAAAGAUGAAGAUGUAAAUCUUAAUUGAAGAGUUGUGUAAAGACAUGCCUAAUGAAUUUUCAAAGUACUUUGAAUAUGUUAAAAAAUUGCAAUUUAAAUAAACACCUGAUUAUGAAUAUUUAAAAUAAUUGAUGCGGAAAUGCGCUAGUGAUAACAAAAUUGAAAUAGAUUAUAAAUAUGAAUGGGCAUUAUUGGAACGAAAGACAUCUGAUGUAAAUUUUAUCUAAUUAUUUUAAAGUAGUAAUCACAACACAAUUCAUAGAGAAAUAUUAAAAAGGAUUCAUCUCACAAUGAUCCAAAUAAAAAACAAACCAAAAAUAAUAUCAGUACAUAAAGUAAAUUGAAACCAGAAAUUGAUAGUGAGAAAGUAUCAAAAUCUAAAAGUCCUGCUAAGAACGCUAAAAGAUAAUCACUGAUUCCAGAAAUGCAAUCAUAAAAUUAAUCAUAAUCAAGUCAAUUUGACUUUCUUCGACCUCCAGAUCCUUAUGCUAAGGCUAGGGCCAUUAUAUAGAGAAGUCAGGAGAGACACAAAUCUGUAUCAUCAUUAGCACCAUCAUAAUAUAGCUAAGUGAAUACAGUCCAAUCUAGCAUUGCAGGAAACUAUUAAGCAAGUCACUUAGAUAUGUUUGCAACUGACAGUCAAUAAUAAUAAUAAGAGACAACAGAGAAGAAAUAGGAUAUAAUUCAAGCUUAGAAUUUUGGGUUUCAACCUCUGGAGAGUAAUGAUACGAUUCCAAUGUUAAUAGGGGAGGAUGAAGAAGGUCCUUGUUUCCUUUAUUAGAAACUGCUAGAAUAACAAGUUUAAGCGUAAAUAUAAAGUUUAUCAAAAGGCAAUUUAAAGAAACCUUAAAAAAUGGGAAUAAAAAGAAACGACACAGGUGA
Molecule: messenger RNA, 1670 nt
Organism: Paramecium octaurelia
Lineage: Eukaryota; Ciliophora; Oligohymenophorea; Peniculida; Parameciidae
Source: the annotation of a GenBank genome assembly